Podarcis lilfordi (Lilford's wall lizard) is the source of this 7059-nucleotide messenger RNA. The record is from the annotation of a GenBank genome assembly. Lineage: Eukaryota; Metazoa; Chordata; Lepidosauria; Squamata; Lacertidae.
AGACCCUCCCCGCCGCCGCCGCUCCCCUCUCACAGCUCUGCGCGACGAGCUUCGGAGUUCGCGGAAAGCUGCGAGGAGGCCGCCAUGUUUAACAAGAAGUCGGUGGUGUUGUAUUGUGGGGGCGCACCGAGCAUGGCGCCCGCCACGCCGGUCUCCCCGGGGGCCGGCGGAGGCGGCAGCAGCAGUGGAGCCCCAAGCGCCUCAGCCGCGGUGGCCGCCGUCUUCACCGCCAACGGCCGCUCUGAGGGCGCCGGCCCGUUCUCGCCUCGGAUUGGGCGCGGCUGGGGGGCCAGCGUCUUCCCUGAGGGGCCCUUGGCGCGGAUUGGCUCAGGGGCGCCCCUGGCGGGGCCCCUGGCGCGGAUUGGGCCCUUCGAAGUAGCGCCCCGCGCGCUGAUUGGCUCCCCCGCCGCGGCGGCCGUUGGCGGCGCCGCGCGGCCGUUGGCGCUGGCGCUCCCUGAGGGAGAGCUGGACGGCUGCGACGACGACGACGACGAGGAGGCCGAGGCCGCGGAGGCCGGCCUGCCUUCGCCCACCCCUUCGCUGGAGUCCAUCCCGUCCUCGCAGGGGGACGACGACGACGCGGCGGUGGCGGUGGCGGCGGCGUCCGCCCCGGACGACCUGCGCAAAGUGACGCUGGAGUUGGUGAGCCGGUACCUGCGCGAGGCCGCCUCGGGCGACGGCGACGCCAAAGGGCCGUCGGGAGGCGGCGGGAAGAAGAUCCUGAAGGGCCUCCUGGGCCGCUUGGGGACCCCCGAGGAGGAGGAGGCCGCCGCCGUCUCGCCGGGCGCCGCGCAGGCGCUGGAGACCCUCCGGAGGGUCGGGGACAACAUCCUCGACAAGCACCAGCUGGCUUUCCAAGGUGGGUGAUGGGAGCAGCGGCGGAGGGGGAACCCCGAGGUCAUCUAGCCCAACACCCCCCCGCGGGGGCUGGAAUCGCAGUUGGGCCAAGGUGGGAGGGAGGGGGUUGGAGGAAGCGGGGAAACGAGGGGCAAGAGGGUUGCCUUUUCGCCGUUUAAUCCUUGUGUCGAGGUUACUGCAAGCCGCCCCGGAAAGGGGCCAGGGCGGCUCACAGGAGCAGCAGCAGGUGGGCGUGGUGCCAGUUUUUUAGGCCGUGCACUGCCCUCGACAGGACCAGGUUGGCACCCUUUUUUGCAGGGUCAUAAUUUUUUUGCGGGGGGGGGGAGAGUAAAUGGAAGGGGUGCCUGAAAGAUGGCUGGGGAAGAAAUGAUGAAUCAUUUCUUAUUCUAGACAGCCAUAAUAAUAAUGAAUAGUGGGGGAGGGGUCUGUUCUGGGGCCACGCCCCCUCUUAAUCCCAGAUUGGCACCCUUCAUUGGGGAUGGAAGAAGGUCAAGGGAAGAAGAAAGCCAGAGGGGAUCUACAAAUAAGGGCUGGGGGAGAUUAUAACUUGCCCCCAAAGCAGCCCAAGCUAGCUUCUGUCCAUAAUGAUGAUGAUGCGGCGUGGGGGGAUUGUGCUUUUUCUUGAGAUCACACCCCCUUUUCCCAGGCUCUGACUUUUGCACGCUUAAGUGUUCUUUGCCUGGCUGGAAUGUGUCCUUGAGCUAUGAUGAUGCCUCAUUAAAUAAAUGAAACAGAAGCUGUUUUCAAUGAAGAUGAUAAACAUAUACAGAAAACAGGAAGUACAUGCAAGAAAAGUCCAUAGGCCUAACAAACUGGUAAAGACCCAUUUAUCCUGUGAGGAAAGCCCGAAGCAGAAGGCCAUGGGCCACAUUUGGGCAGCCUUUUUGUGGGAACUAUUUACAGAUACAAAAUACCAGAGACAGAUGCAACAACAUUUAUGGAAGAGAUAAAAAAUACAGAAUAGCCAUAACAAUGGCUGCUUCAUUUUAAGAAAAUAAAAGCCUCUGCAGAAUCCCAUUGGCAUAAAACAGUUUUUCAAGAGGAUGCCUGCCUAAUCUUCUGGAAGUGUACCCCACUGCCUGGGACCUAUGACACCAAGUGCCUGAUUGCUAGUUGAAGCCAGUCAGGCAAGCUGACAGACUGGAACACUCCCCAGCAAUGUUUCCUGGGUGGCUGAAGAGAAAAGCAACAUUUAAAAUAAAAUUAUUCUAAUUACAUACACUGAAGUUGAGGUGUGGCUUUCUUAGAAUGAGUGUGGGAAGGAAAUGGGGGUGUUUGCCUGCUUGGGAGGAAACAGUGAGGAGUAAUAACUGAUGGGGGGCUUAAGUCAUGGGGUGUGGAGAGGAGGAAACUAUCAGCAUCUCACAUUUACUGACAUUUUAGUAUCUUGCAUUUCUCUUAAAGCAGCCAAGUUGGUUCACAAAAAACUAAUACAAGAUUUAUCGUUAUAAAAAAGCAAAAACAGGAAGCAGGAAGUGCAGCAGGGUACUGAAGUGGAAAGGGACUGGGGAAGGAGGAGGACGGGAAGCACUCACUAAGGUGUGUUUAGGGAAGAGCAUGAAAGGAGCUUGUGUGGGGCAAAGAAAAGUUGGGGGUGUCAGCUGUAAGGGGUGAAUGGAAGUGGAGGUGAGCACCUGUAGGGCUGGUGAAGUGCUAGAGUAGGGGUUGGGAGGGGGGAGGGAGGAAAGCAGGUGGCCUGAGGGGGGGGAGUGGAGGUGAGGAGCUAAACAUAGUGGAUCAGGGUGUCCUUGGGAUGGGAAUGUAGCAAAGGAAAUCGAUGGGUGGAAGGGGGAAUGUGUUGGGGGGCAAGUAAAGGGAAGAAAUGGUGGGGCUCUUAUGAAAAAGAAUUGGAAGAGUGUCCAAAGUUUAAAAAGAGUAAACAGGGAUGUUGAAGGGAAAGUUCCUGAUGUGUCCGUGGACUGAAAGGUUGCACAUUUGAGUCUGGUUGGUUGACUUCAGUUCUGUGCAGUUUGGGCCAGAUUCCUGAUCUCCAGUAGAGUUCAGGCUUCUUGAGAGGCCACCCUGGCAGCCAGAGGUUUGUGGGUGGCCCAGCCUGCCUUCCCACCCUGUUUUUCUGCAAGGAGUCAUUGUGAAAGCACCAAGCCCAGCAGAAACGAAACUGAAUUUAGUUCGCUUGACAGUGGGGGUGGGGAGAAACUCUUGCAGGCAGAAGAAGAUAAUCUGGAUACAGAUUAGCUCUUGCUGACAUCCUGCUCCUGCCUAGCAAGUGAAAUAUAAUUCAUUGUAAACAUGAUGAUAAAAGAUUAGCUGGCUCCUGCUGUGAACAACUAACUUCCUUCGGAGUUGCUUUGGAGCAGGUUUGCUAUUUACCAGCACUUUGCCAUUCUCAUUUGACUUUAUUUUAGUAUAUUACAUUAGCUAGGGCACUGACUAUGUAGAGUUGGGAAGUAGCCUUAAAAUAACCUCCAGUAAUUUGAACACUCCUAGAGAGCCUCUAUGGUUUGCCACCUCUAAGUCAGUGUCCUCCAGUUGUCUAUCCCCUCCCAGCUACCCUUGUGGCUGAGCUGCUCAGGUUUUUGUAAUGUGGAUGGGCAAGAAAAGCUUUGACAGUAGCCAUUUGUGAGAUGUCCUGUAGAACAUUCCUUACAUCCUGCAUAUACAGAAGUCACAAUGGCACAGACUUCCCACAGAGGUAUUGUUUGUUUUCUGGGUUAGGAAGGGUUAGGACUUGGCUCACUCAUCCAGUGUAUAAGAACAAAUUUCAUUAGACUUACGUUUAAUGGUUUGCUUUAAGCCUUCUGAAUCAUUGCCUCUCCACAGUACAAUAAAGACUCUGCUUUGGGGCAACUCCUAAAUGCGGAUGCAAGCAUCCCUGUUCCUGAAUCAUGAAAAUGAACUAGCUAUAGUCACUUCCUUGUUGACUUCUGGAUUUCAGCUUCCUCAAGUUUCUUUUAAGUAUCAGUGGCUAAUAGUUGAAGGCUGCUUAACCCUUAAGGACAGAAUUGUACUGCCAGGAUUCAAGUCUUGAACCACUAGCUCAAAGCAUGACGACUGUUGGAUUCCUUGUUUUGUAUUAAAAAUAGUUGAAGCAGCACUUACUUAGACGCUAGAGCUGGGCUUUGGUCUAGGGCUGCAGAUAUCAGUGGCUGUAAGUAGGAGUUGUGUUAAGUUUGUCUGAGUAUUGGACUCUGAAACAGACAGCUGCUGAUCUGCAAGUCUAAAGCAGCUCUAGAACAUUUUAAUGUUCUUCUCAGGAAGUGCUAGAACUUAUUUUUAUUCAGACAAUCACUUUGUAUUCAAAUGAAUUCAUAAAGUGAUAGUCAAAAUAAUAAAAAAGUAGAACAUCAAAAUGGGAAGUGAAAACCAUUUAAAUGAAUCUCAAAGCAAUGUACAACAUGGGAAGCAAAUACAAUGCAAAAGAAUUUUAAAACAGCACAAAAUAGAAAUCAAAUGCAAUACAGUAUAUCAAUAAUCAAAUAAAAGCCUACAGUUACAAAAUCCCAACCAAUCACUUUGUACGACAAAGACAGCUGACCAGAUAAAAACUCAUAUAGCUCCAGAAUUAAAGUAAGUAAUAAUUGCCUCCCACCUAGGACAGCACAUACACUCCCUGUCUCAUUGGGGAGGGGGAAGCUCUUGCCAAUAAGACUUCUGAGCAAGCUUAUCCCAUCAACAUUCCAUCUGUUCAGGCUCUGACCCUGAGUUUUAAACAUCAGUGCCCACCCACCAUCCAUUGCUCAUUCAACCAAGUACUACAACCUCAAUCCUUCCAAAAACAAAGAGCAAAGAGUGGGGGAGGGGGAGAAAACUAAACUGCUUUGUUAAUGAUUUUGAUUGUUAAAACUUCUUGCACACUUAAAUGUGGAAUUUUCAGUAUUUUCACCUGUGUUCCUUGCUUAUUGCUCGCCCCCUCUUCAGGAAUGCUUAGGAAGAUUGAAAUAAAGAAAGAGGAUGACCUGAAGACUGUGUCAGAAGUUGCAAAGCACCUUUUCAGUGACGGCAUAACAAACUGGGGUCGAAUUGUGACUCUCAUCUCUUUUGGUGCCUUUGUUGCCAAACAUCUGAAGCGCAUCAAUCAGGAGAGUGCCAUCGGUCGUUUGGCAGAGCUCAUCACCGAGGUUCUGGUUACAGACAAGCGGGAAUGGAUCCUCAACAAUAAUGCCUGGGUAAGUGAGUCAUGGUGGGGCUGAAUGGUAGAUGAUGUUGUGCUGCCCCUUUCCCUUGUAACUCUUCACAGUCAAAAUCCAAACCUGGAGACCCCAAUACCUUCCUGUAGCUGAUCUUUCUGGAAGUGAAUGCAUGCUUCAUCAGAUUUUAGGGCUGCCUCCCUAUGUUAACUCUCCAUAAAUAGAGUGAAUAUCUGUCAUGAGAUGUUUAAAAGAGCUACGCUAAAAUUGGUUUCCCACAAAGGGAACAUUGUGUGUGCGUGGUUGCGGUUGUUGAAAAUGGGGAGUGGAUUGGACUCAGAAUUGCUGGAUGUUGGACUUUGCUCAGUACAUGGUUUUACCUUCCAUUCUUCCUGCGAAUUCUCUUUGAAGCAGUCAGACACACAUGGCUGCCAGUGCUUAAAAGCAAUUAACAAUGCAAUUCUUUCUUCUAGGAGGGAUUUGUUAAUUUCUUCCAUGUAGAGGACGUAGAAGGCAGCAUCAGAAGCGUUCUGAUGGCUUUUGCAGGCGUGGCUGGAAUAGGAGCAGGUUUGGCUUACAUGAUCCGGUGAGUCAAGGAGUGCUCCCAGUGAGGAGCUAGCUUGGACUAUCCUGUUCUACUGUGACUAGAAAACUGAGCCGUUCUUUGAAAGUUGACGGGAGAAUUAAAACACCUCGAAAUCCCAUGGAAAGUUUGGUCUGAACUGUCAGUUUUAGAAUGUCACCAACAAGGAUGUCUUUACAAAUUGGGAGUAGAUCCUUCAAGCCAAGGAACACGCACUCCGCUUCCUCCAGUGGUGGAGCUAAGAGGACUGAAGCCCACCUGAGCACAGUCUUGGGCUUGGACUAUGAACCCACAGCCACAUUGGGCUUAUAUGAACUGUUGGAUGUGCUAGGUAGUGUUCUAUUUGCACAGAACUGUGACCAUACACCCAAGCGGGGUAUCUAAAUUAUCACCUUCAGAGAAGAGAGUGGCGUGUUAGGGGUGACGUGCAAGAUGCUUUGUGCGGUGAGCAAAAUGAAGGACCUUCAGGUGAACACUGCAAAUGCCUUAUCUGUUCGCUGGCACAGGUGUGUGUUGUGUCUGCUGUGGAGAGAGAAAACUCCAGAAUCUGAACCCAUCUCAUUGCAUCAAGGGCUGAUCCUGUUCUAUGUACUCCCUUCAGUUUUUGUUUCCUGUUCUCCUCUGCCCUCCCCUUGGAAGCGUACACUGCCAUAGCUCCCAAGUUAUCACAAGACAUGGAGCGCAAUAGUGUAAAUAUGUAUAAACCUUCACGGGGAAGUCAGCAGAAAUUUAUGUACAUUUGUAGCUGAAACUGUACAAAGUGUAUACUCUUAAAAGAGAUUUAUCUUUGGGAAAGGUUGUAAAAGAGUUUUUUUUAAAUGUAAUUAGAUUCAGGUUUUGCAGCUCUUUAUUCUUUAGCCCUCUAAAUGUCACAUAAUCUGGGCCUACCUUUCUAUGUACUUCAAUAACAACUUGGUUCUGCCAGGUGACUUUACUGAACAACCAUCUAAGUACAGCUAAGCGACUUUCUUUUUGUUCUUUAAAAUGUUUUCUUUCUUCAUGGUUGCCAGGGGAGGCAUUUCCACAAAUCUUAAGUUUUUUUACCUUCUUUAUUUUGAUUCUUGCUUUCUUUAAAGCCAAUUAUUUUAAGCUAAACUUACAAAAGAAUGUCAUACUUGUCUCUAAGAAUAAAACUUCUCAAAUGAGUUAGCAAUGUAAGACAUUAUGGCCUAUGCACGGAAUAAAUCUGAAUCUUUGAGGGAGAAUAUGAGAGAGGCUUGUAGACUUGGGUUUCUUGAACCCUUUAUUAGGCAGAAGGGUUCAGUAUAGGAGCAAGAGGUUAAGUUGUUUUUGCAGUUUGACUAGAUUGCGUUUAGUCUUCGCUGUACUGUUAGCUUUGUUUAGACCAGAUUGUGGCAGAUGUGAAAACCUAAAACAAAGCAUAGACUCAACAUGGUGCUAUGGUCAGACUUUCUUGUUUACAUAAACUGUCCAAUAAAACAAUUCACAGGUGGUUGCAGUGUGUGCCUUCUGUUAAGGCAGAAACAUGAAACAAUUGAAGCUAUAUUUGUAUGCAUCCUGUCUUCUCUG